AUAUAAAAGCUGUCGGACCGAGAGAUCAGUCGAGUCGAGUCUUCUGCAUGUGGUGUAUACGGUAUAGGUCUAGUCUAGUCGAGCGUGCGGACUGUACUGCGGACAAAAGACGAUGAGUUCGAAUGGAUGAAUUGAUUGUCAUGACAUGUUAAUAAGUAUUGAUUGAACUCCCUCGAGUAUCUUUUGAAGCUGAGACAUUUAAAUCCCCCACUGAGCUGCGUUUGGCAACAUGUACGGAUUUGGUGUUGGGUUUUGACGGAAGAAGUCCAGUACAGGUACCGGUAUCUGGAUUUUGCCAUUUAUCUCAGACUCAGUUCAGACUUCAGUCCAACGCAUUACAUUGUGUGUCAUUACCUAUUUGAUUUUGAUCACUGCACUGUCCCUGCCAGGCUGCGUUGAUUGUUGUCAUCAGUAUUCAAUGAUCACUUUGACCGGAUCCUGACACAAAUAUCGUUUAUGUAACUAUGGCAACAUCUUCCAUGCCACCGAGAGCUGAUGAUUGGACUCCUGAAGAUGGAGGUCUUCAUGAGGCUUGUGGUGUGUUUGGUUGCGUUGCUGCAGGAGAAUGGCCAACACAACUGGAUAUACCUCAGCUCAUUACCCUGGGUUUGACUGGGCUUCAACACAGGGGUCAAGAGAGUGCCGGUAUCAUCACAAGUCAAGGGUCAUCCAAGAAAUAUCACAAGCACAAAGGUAUGGGUAUGGUGACCGCUAUCUUUACAGAUGAGAUCUUAGCCAAGUUGCAGGGGGAUCUUGGGAUUGGUCAUAAUCGCUAUUCCACAGCUGGAGCAUCGGAGCUCUUGAACUGUCAGCCGUUUGAUGUGGAGACGAUCCAUGGACGAAUUGCUGUGGCACAUAAUGGAGAGCUGGUGAAUGCUGCUCAGCUUAGAAUGAAGGUAUUAAAGCAUGGUGUAGGCCUGUCCACCGGAUCUGAUUCUGAAGUCAUCACGCAGAUGUUGACCCAUGCCCCACCUGAAGGGGAACCAGAAGGCCCUAACUGGCUUGGUAGAAUACGACAGCUGAUGAAUGAGGCUCUCAUGGCUUAUUCACUUCUUAUCCUCCAUGGUAGCUCUAUCUACGCUGUCAGGGAUCCUUACGGCAACAGACCCCUCUGUAUCGGCAGGCUUGUCCGAGCAGGCCAUAUCGUUGACUGUCCAAAGGAUGAUACUGUUGAAGGCUGGGUAGUCUCCUCAGAAUCCUGUUCCUUCCAAUCUAUCGGUGCUCAGUAUUACCGCGAGGUCCUUCCAGGGGAGAUCGUUGAGAUCACAAAGACUGGUAUCAAAUCUUUGGCAGUUGUACCACGUCCUGCUGAAGAUCCACAGGCUUUCUGUAUCUUUGAAUAUGUCUACUUCUCGAGACCUGACACCAUUCUUGAAGGUCAAAUGGUAUAUUCGGUACGGAGGAGGUGUGGUCAACGCUUGGCCCAGGAAUCACCAGUUGAAGCAGACAUCGUUAGCACUGUACCAGAGUCGGCUACUCCAGCAGCAUUAGGAUUCUCAUCUGUGGUUAGUUGAAGCUUUCAUUUUCUCAAGAAUGAGAUUAUUUUGUGAGAGCAGAACAAUGUAACAAAAUUGAGAAAUUAAGUUGAAAUCAAUUAUGACUUUUAGUUUAUGGCUUGCCGUAGUCUUUACAAUAUUCACAAAAAAGUUAGUUCUCCCUAAAUGAAAAUGGCAUAAUUUUUUAGCAAACUGAUUGGUUGGAGUGUUCCUACAAUAAUGAUUAAUAAAUAAGAGAAUUUUGCUUUUAACCCUAUCUAGGCCGGCGUAUUUUGGGAGAUCAUAUGGCCGGGGGGGGGGGGCCUCUCAGGCCCCCCCUUGAGAUCUCAGCCAUCGAUCGCGCAAUCGCGCCGAAAAUUGGCACGCAGCUUGCCUGGAACAUAAAUCUACAAAAUUCUGUAUUAAAGGUAAAUUGUGACAUUGGUUUAAUUCAAUUUUUUAAAAUAUAUUUCGCGCUUUGCUUUCCGCAAUAUUGAUAUACAAGUUCUGAUUCCUAACAAUGCCUGGAUUGGCCAGAAUGUACUGUUUUGUUUUUCCAAAAAAAUAAAAUAGAUGAGAAGUCCCGAAUUGUCUGCUUUAUUUGGAAGUAUGGUUAAUCGAAGGAAGGAAAUAUGAAGAGCGCCACCUUGAGACCAAAUGAUUCGAUAACUUCCGAUCAGUGCAAGACAACACCGCCCAGAUUCGUGCCGUGUGCACAACAUUUACUUUGAAACGUACGAUCGACCUUGAUCACAUUGUCAACAAUACGGGGAAAGUCCCGCUUUGCUACACGUUGACCGCGCAGACUGAAAUCAGGGUUGUUCUGUUCCUAUAUUUCCUUCGAUUUCGUAGAAAGCGUGUGUAAAUACGGAAGAUGCCUUGGACGUGCAGGCCCCUGUAAUGCACACUUUCAAAGAAUCAGAUACCGCGGACAUGUCAAAUCCUUGGUCAAACGUGCUUCGUGCAGUGACCAUCACGACAAUGACGUUAUGCAUGUUCAGCCCGGCUACCCCCACUUCUUUCAAAUUGCGGUGAUUUGGGUUUGUGUGUGUGUGUGUAUAUGAGAGAUUUUUUCCUUUCUCUCAUAUAUUUCAUUUCUCUCUUUAUUACUUCCUCAGUGUAUGGAAGGCUAGGCAAGCAGGACGGGAGGCGUGUAAGGAUGCUUGUGAAAGGGAAAGAAAAUGGCUAUUCGUAUUUCUUUCUUCCUUCCUUCCUUUUUUUUUUUCUUUCUUUCUUAUUUUCUUUCUUUCUUUCUUCCUGUUUAGUUACAUUUUAUUAUACACAACUUUUCCUUUUCUAAUUCCGUUCACUAAACUGUUAUCACGUUUUUUGAUUUGCUCAUUAUGAUUCAUAUCACGUGUUGUAUGAUGUCUUUAUUUAUGAUACUCUUGAAAAAAAAAAGGAAAAAUAAUAACUGUGCGUCCUAUAUAGACUACCUCUAUCAGUAAAUUACAGCCUCCACCUACAAUACCGCGUGCUCUGUUUUUUGUAAUAUAUAUAGCCUACUAUUCCGUUUCUUUUAUUUUGAGGCCAGCUAUAAUAAAGGUUACGAGUCAAUCAAUGACAUGUCAAGCUGCCUACGUGCUUGGGUCGAAGAACAUCACGAAUAUUGUUAUAUUUUGGGGAUUUCAUUUCAUCUUUCGUUCCAAUGGGGUGUAUGGCUUUACGAUUUAAAAAAUCUGCUCGCGGGCGAGCAUAAAUGUAAUUUUUUGAAAGUAUAUUCAUGAUUAUUAUUAUACCUCACCCUUUUUCUUUUUUCUGUCUUUAUUUUCUCCCCCGGGGGGCGGGGGGGGGGGGGGCACUCGACCAAAAAAAGUGGUAGGGGUGUGCCGCUGGCGAUCGAGACUAAAAACGGGGUCUUGGAGCGGGCUUAUUGUAAAGAGGAGGGCCCUCGGAACGGGCUUUUGGAACUACAAAUGUUUGUGAAAAUGGGGGUCCUUGGAACGGAUCGCCAGCGUGUGAGUGCGUAUCAUUGGCGGCGGAAGCAAAAAAAAUUAGGGGAGGUCCACCUGAAAUUUUGGGAUGGACACAGGUAAAAUUUGACAAGCCCCCUCCCCCUCCCAAAAAAAAGGUUAUCAACCUAAAUUUUAGGGGGGGGGACCACAAACAUUUCAGGGGGGUCCACGUGAAUUUAGGGGGGGACGCACGAAACAAAAUGGACAAGC
Messenger RNA from Lytechinus pictus (painted urchin), 3640 nucleotides. RefSeq names its product amidophosphoribosyltransferase-like. The transcript has 6 exons. Gene Ontology annotation, biological process: purine nucleotide biosynthetic process. Gene Ontology annotation, molecular function: amidophosphoribosyltransferase activity. NCBI's taxonomy places the organism in Eukaryota, Metazoa, Echinodermata, Echinoidea, Temnopleuroida, Toxopneustidae. Bases 465 to 1514 code for a protein of 349 amino acids. The record is from RefSeq and is a predicted model, not a curated record.